This is a messenger RNA of Orbilia oligospora ATCC 24927, 1365 nucleotides long. RefSeq lists its product as uncharacterized. The record is from RefSeq and is a predicted model, not a curated record. The transcript is spliced from 3 exons. Gene Ontology annotation, molecular function: protein heterodimerization activity. The coding region runs from base 1 to 1365 and encodes 454 amino acids. NCBI's taxonomy places the organism in Eukaryota, Fungi, Ascomycota, Orbiliomycetes, Orbiliales, Orbiliaceae. Gene Ontology annotation, cellular component: transcription factor TFIID complex.
AUGGACUCUCAAGAACAAUUCUACUUUUCCCUCCUUCGCAUCUCGACGGCACAGAUGCUCCGUCAUGCUGGUCUAGCUGGUUCGCGACCAUCCGUUCUGGAUUCCCUCACAGACAUGACAGCUCGAUACUUAACCCUCCUAGGCACCACCGCCCGUUCAAUCUCCGAAUCCUCCAACCGUGAAGAAUCCGAUGUCCCCGAUGUCCUCUGCGCAAUGGAACAAGUCGGCCUCCUUCGACCCUUGACCCUCUACAACGCCGAUCUAGACGACACAAGAGCAAUCGACAACUUCAUCACUUGGGCGAAAAGUCCUGAAAUCGAGGAAUUGAGGAAAAUAGCUGGUGUGGUUACCGUUGAAGUUGACGAUAAGAAGGAGAGGGAUGAGGAUGUCAAUGCUGUUGUUCCUGAUACUACGACCGCUGGAGCUGGAACUGGUGGUGGUGCUGUGGAUGCGACUGGUGCUAGUGUGAAUGGAACGAGUGGAACGACUGGAUCUGUUGCGAUGAAGACAGUAAAGACGACAACGGGAACAAAAAGACCUGCUGAGAAAUCGAAAGAAGUAGAAACCGACAUCCCCAUUAAGCGUGAGGUUGUCGAUGAUCAACCUACUCCUCUGAUGAUGGAUAUAGACAGCGUACCAUUGGACGACAACAUGGCAGCAGGUACACCGGGACCUUUGGGCGGGGUUGGAGGUGGAGCCAGAGAUACAGAACCACCUGGAGAUGGAAUUGAGGAAGAGGGCGGGAAAGGAAGGGUUAAACUUAAACAGGUUGAUUGGUUUACUUCCUUGAAAAUUAAAGAAGAUGCUUCAAGGUUUAAGGGAACAGUGUUGGGGAAGCAUAUCGAGAAGAACAUAGUGGUGGAAGGCGGGGAUAGCAAGGUCCAGAAGGAUAAACUCGUAAAGGGCGGGCUCGGAGAAGGUGGUCCGAAUAAUGAUAAGCUCGGUGAGGAUGAAAUGGAGAAGGGUAUGCUCGGGAAGAGCGAGGCUACGGAGAAGAAGCUUCAAAAGAGGAAGUCCGAGGGGAAAAAGCCCGAGGAAAUUACUCCCCAGAAACGAAGGCGGACCUCACUAAGACUUCGAAAAAAGCGUGGGGAGGGUGAGGAACCCGAAACGGAUGAACAAGAACCAAAGCAGGACGAGGAAGAUAGCCCCCAGGUCAAUAAGUCGAAGCAUCAAGAGGAUGGUAUCGUUCACCCCGAAGGUGGUCAACAAGAAACGGCGGAACGUAGAGAAGAAGGUGGGUCUGGGGGAAAGGACAGUGACAGUGGCCUCGGGGAGAGUGGGGACAAGAAUAAGACCAAGCGUGGGCGUUCAGGACAAUGGGGUUAUGGAUUUGGUAUUCGGCGCAGAUAUUCUAGGGAUUAA